CUCCAUUGUUUUCAUAGCCACAACCCUCUCUCCUCUCUAAACUUCAUCUCCUAACAUAUGAACAAUCAAAUAAUCGCCGACGGUUUUCCGGUGACAUUCAGAGACUGGCAGUUACAGCACAUGCAGCCUCGCGCCAUAGAUCCUAUUCAAACCGCAGCGAGCUUCAACAAAUACCAUUUCAACCAAUCUCCAGCGGUAUUAAAACGACAGAGCGAUUCUGCGUUUGACUCCGACGUUCGAAUGACAGCUCAGAAACGGAGGUCCGUCGCGUUUUGCCCGACGGCGUCUCUAAUCGAGGCACAACUCGUUUCUCAGAUGCACCAGCAACAAUCAGAUAUCAAUAGCUUCGUCGCUCAACAAACGCAAACGCUCAGGUUGGAGUUGGAAGCGAGGCAGAGAACGCAAACGUGGUCCUUAGCGUCAGCGGUUCAGUCCGCGAUUGACAAAAAGCUUAAACAGAGAGACGAAGAGAUUGUCCGAAUGAGGAAACUGAACUAUGUUUUGCAAGAACGAGCGAAGAGUCUCUACGUCGAGAAUCAGAUCUUGCGUGAUCUCGCUCAGACCAGCGAAGCUACAGCUAACACUCUCCGGUCAAACCUUGAACAUGUUCUCGCUCAGGUCGACGAGUUACCGGCGAUGGUGGCAACCGGCGGAGACGUUUUUCAUCCUCCGGUAGAAGAGGAUGCGGUAUCGAGCUGCGGAAGCUGCGACGGUGCUGAUGGUGGUGAUGUCACGGCGGUGACAGGAGGAUGUAAACGGUGCGGUGAAAGGACGGCUAGUGUGUUGGUGCUGCCUUGCCGUCACUUGUGUUUGUGUACAAUUUGUGGAUCGGCUCUGUUACAGGUGUGCCCCGUAUGCGAUACGGUCAUGAAUGCUAGUGUUCAUGUCAACAUGUCAUGAGACCCAUGAGUCAUGAGACCCAUGAGUCAUGACCCCCAUAUUUUUAAUUUUUUUCAUUUCCUUUUUAGUGAAGGAUUUAAUAGCAAAAUAAAAGAAAUAUGACUCUUUUUGUUAUAACCUUUUUUGGGAUAUAUAUUUAGUUAUGGAAUUGAUUCAUUUGUUUAAAGCGUUGUACGAUCAUUAGUAAUUUCUUCGUUCGUACGGAUGGAUAUUACACUUUAUCCGUUUUCAAAUUUUUUGUUCAGA
This is a messenger RNA of Raphanus sativus (radish), 1146 nucleotides long. Its product is annotated as BOI-related E3 ubiquitin-protein ligase 1. Gene Ontology annotation, molecular function: ubiquitin-protein transferase activity. Gene Ontology annotation, biological process: regulation of programmed cell death. Lineage: Eukaryota; Viridiplantae; Streptophyta; Magnoliopsida; Brassicales; Brassicaceae. Bases 58 to 900 code for a protein of 280 amino acids. The transcript has a single exon. The record is from RefSeq and is a predicted model, not a curated record.